Messenger RNA from Alternaria burnsii, 3681 nucleotides. RefSeq names its product ubiquitin-conjugating enzyme e2 q2. The record is from RefSeq and is a predicted model, not a curated record. The transcript has 2 exons. NCBI's taxonomy places the organism in Eukaryota, Fungi, Ascomycota, Dothideomycetes, Pleosporales, Pleosporaceae. Bases 1 to 3681 code for a protein of 1226 amino acids. Gene Ontology annotation, molecular function: NAD+ poly-ADP-ribosyltransferase activity.
AUGCCGAGGCGGCACUUCCAGGCCGACCUCCAAAAGGCCGUGGAUGGCGUCUCGAUCGCGGGCAUCUCAAAUGUACGCGCUGGUGGCGACGACGGCGAGUUCACAUUCAUGUGCAUUGCAGACGGCGAGCAAUUGGAGAUCUCAGCCUUGGUUCCAGAAGUAUCCGACUACCCCACUAGCCAUACUUGCAUGAUCUUCGGUGCCGACAAUGCCUCUGCUAAUGUCGCUGCUGCCCUCAGCGACAUCGCUGAUGCUGCCUUUGGGAAGACCGUUCCUCAGAUUCUUGAGCUAGUUUCUACUAGACUGGAAUCAACCGACCGCGAUGGCGACCAGCAGAUGCUCGACUCACAGGAGUUUGACGAUUUCGACGAGGAAGACGAGGAAGACGACGAAGAAGAAGACGAGUAUUUUCCCGGUGACGAAGACAUGAUGCCAAAGCCACAGCUCGCAAACGGUAGUAGCGCAUUCCAGGGUGGUGGCCAUACGGAAGCUACAUCUGCCUUCCGACAACGAAUCCGGAGUGAUCUCUUAAUCGCCAAGAGUGAAGGAUUCAAGGUUGGACAUCUUGGAGGCUUGAUGGACGGCCUUGGUUGUUUUGUCUCUCUCUCUAUCCGCAUGUCCAAACUCGGCAUCUCGGAAGAGGCUAUGCAAGCAUGGCAAAUUGAGCCGACAGAGUACCUCGUCGCAGUCUUUCAAUAUUCGUCAGGAUACAAGAGCAUGGACGACUUGAGGUCCUACGAUGCGCAGCAAGCUCGACGAAACUUCGGCAUCCGUGUCGGCGUUUGUACGACAUAUAAGCCAACAAUGCAAGAAGCGAUAUCAGCUUUCACAAUCUUGAGCAAGGAUGAGGAGAAGAAACGGGAAGAUUCGCAAGGCGACUCCCAGAGUAUCUCGUCAGGACUUCCGAAAGGCUUUCGAAACUCAUUUAUCUCACGACCUCUAAACGAGCUGUUAGAGCAGCGCUUCCACAUGCUCCUAAAGUAUCGUUACGGAGGCAUGCCAUGGCAAGGCUCUGAGUCAUUUUACAACGACCAGAUCCUGAACGCAUCACAUACAGAUCAGGAUGCAUCGCACGACAAGUACUACGAAGACGAGCGGGUUAGUGAUGCAUGGCCAAAGAUUGUUACCGAUGACCACAUUACCUCUUCAGUUGGCCAGGAGCACUCCCUACCUCUUGUAGGGAUGCAAUUCGUGCUACGACAUUUUGUUCGAUGUACUGAGUUCUGUCUGAUCUGCUUCAGUAGGAUGCCAGACGACCUACAAGCGAUCAAGCCUUACGUCUGCGACAACCCGCUAUGUCUAUAUCAGUAUAUGUCACUAGGCUUCGGCCCAAGUAUUGAGCAUGAGAUCUUAUCACAGCCGAAAGUUGUUGACCUGCUCGUCAGCUUCUGUUACGCUAGUGCGCGUGGCGGCAGGCUUAGGGAAUUCCCUACCGGUCUCAGCCUGGCCGUUCCACCUCCAGUGUCUAACGAUAAGGAUUAUGUCCCGGUUCAACUACCACGAACCUGGGCGUCCCCUGCCGACACUGCACAACCAGUACCUCCGCAAGCCAGUGAGCCACCACCAGCCGCCUUGAGAAUGCGAUUCAAAGCCGCCUCUCUUGAGAUGCUAUUCGAUGAUGCGAGGCAGACCUGUCCUGUAUCGAACGGCCAGUGGAUCGUGAUCCGAACAGACGAUAACCCAACCAAGACGCUACAUUGUCGCGUGAUUGAUGCGUCACUUUACCCGGCUGUGAAGGUGUCAAGUCCUGUCAUCCCAGUGAUUGGAGGAGGAGUUCCGAACGAUCCAUACGCUAUGUCACGCCCAGCUUCAUCGCAACAGCAGAAGGUAUCGGCUCCACCACCAGAUUCAGACACGGAGUUCAGAUCUGCAAGCUUUUAUAUCUACAACCAGAAUUUCGAUGACUUGAGUACCCUAGAGAAGCCGCAGGCUAUCGCGGCGCUGCUUGAUCUCUUACCACCUGUUCAAGAGAUGAGGAAGUAUCUUCUGCGGAAGUCACAGUCUACCUUGAAUACUUGGGUUGAUCGUCUAUCCCCCGCUGUUCUUGGGAUACUACGCUGGGUAAUCGCGUCAAAUCGGGCUUGCAUUCUACAGGUCGACAGCGAAGAAGACGCAUCAAAUGGUCGUAGUUCCGAAGAGCGUCUAUAUGGUAUGGCAGGUUGGGCGCAGUUCCGGUUUGCAAUGGGUGCUCCUGACAAGGAGCGCCGAUUUAUCCAUGCCGUGCAAGAGACGACCCAGCGACUUAGCCUCAAAUAUCCCACUCUAUUCGCAUGGCAUGGCAGUCCUAUUUACAACUGGCACACCAUCAUUCGAGAGGGACUUCACUUCAAGGAAACUGCCCACGGUCGAGCCUAUGGACAUGGUGUUUACCACGCUCCUGAUGUUCAUACUAGCUUGGGCUAUUCCGCAUUCGGUGGCAUUUCCUGGACGAUGAGCGAGCUGAAAGUCCAACAGACUUUGGCUCUCAAUGAAAUUGUCAAUGCUCCGGCAGAGUUCGUGAGCCAAACUCCGCAUCUAGUGGUUGCUCAGCUCGAUUGGAUCCAGACACGAUAUCUCUUCAUUAAAUCACGCGAAGACACUGCAGCAACCACAGAGCCGGGCAACAAGCCGCUUCUAUGCGUGGAGCAGGACCCAAGCCGCACGCCUCGUGGUGUAACGGGUAAUCUCGUCAUACCGCUGCAUGCUAUUGCUGCCUCUCGACGUCCUAAGGCGAAGGCUACUCGGGUAGAUGACGCCCUACCUACAAAUGGACCUUGGCUGACAGAUGCGCAGAAACACAAGCGGCAGAAAGCUUCUGGAAAGACGCAGUACGAUCCCAUUGAGAUUGAACACGACGACGACGGAGCCAGUGUUGCCACUCUCGAUGAAGACCGCAUUAUUUUCGAGGCUGAUGACGAACACAAGUCGGCGCAAGAAGUUAACCCUCUUCCCACACCAAACUCUAUUAUGGGCGACAAGGGCAAAUCGAAGAUGGUCUCGAUAGCGUCGUUCUCGUCGAAGAUCUUUGGCAAGUCAUCAUCUAGCAAGCCUCUCACCGACUACGUCCCUGGCACCCUGGAUUACACAAAGCUGCCGAUGCUUCAGAUGCCUGCAUGGGCAACAACUGCUGCUACCAGGCGUUUGAUGAAGGACUUCAAAGACAUCAUCGAUAUCCAGAACAGGGAGCCGCCGCACGAACUCGGCUGGCACAUCGACGAAGACAAGAUGGACAACAUCUACCAGUGGAUAGUGGAACUGCACUCAUUCGAUUCCACACUGCCACUUGCAAAAGACAUGAAGAGCAAGGACGUCAGGAGCAUCGUUUUGGAGCUGCGUUUCGGUAAGGACUACCCCAUGAGCCCGCCAUUUGUCCGUGUCGUUCGACCUCGCUUCCUCGGCUUCCAACAAGGUGGAGGUGGUCACGUCACCGCAGGUGGUGCCAUGUGCAUGCAGCUUCUUACCAACGAUGGCUGGAGCGCGGUCUCCUCAAUCGAAUCUAUUCUUCUCCAGGUCCGCAUGGCUAUUUCUAGCCUGGAUCCCAAGCCCGCCCGUCUACAAGCAGGUGCCCCAAUGGACUAUGGUGUUGGCGAAGCGGUCGAAGCGUAUAUGCGUGCUUGCGCCGUGCAUGGUUGGACUGUCCCUACUGGCUUCAAGGAGAUGGCUUAUGGUGGAUCUAGCGCUGGGGAUAACAACCCAAUCUAG